Molecule: messenger RNA, 1507 nt
Organism: Coturnix japonica (Japanese quail)
Lineage: Eukaryota; Metazoa; Chordata; Aves; Galliformes; Phasianidae
Source: RefSeq, a predicted model, not a curated record
GGGUAUGGGAUGGCAUAGCAUGGCAGCGUAUGGGAUGGAAUAGGGUAUGGGAUGGCAUAGCAUGGCAGGGUAUGGGAUGGCAUAGCAUGGCAGCGUAUGGGAUGGAAUAGNGUAUGGGAUGGAAUAGCAUGGCAGGGUAUGGGAUGGCACAGCAUGGCAGGGUAUGGGAUGGAAUAGGGUAUGGGAUGGCAUAGCAUGGCCGGGUAUGGGAUGGCAUAGCAUGGUAGGUUAUGGGAUGGAAUAGCAUGGCAGGGUAUGGGAUGGCAUAGCAUGGCAGGGUAUGGGAUGGCAUAGCAUGGUAGGGUAUGGGAUGGCAGGGCUGCCCUCCUUGCUGUGCCCCGCAGGAGCUGCCCGGCAGCACAGCAGGGCCAUGGUGGAGGAGCGGCUCCUGGACGCCCGCACAUCGGGGCCGUGGCUCUGCAUAGACCUCGGUUUGGCCGACUACAUGACGCCCAAGGAGACGAGCCGUCUGGCCGCGCAGAUCCGCAGGCUGUAUGGAGCUAACCGGCAGGCAGAGCAACCCUUCUGGAUCUACCUGACCGAGCUGGUGCCGGGAUCGCCCAUACACCGCGAGUGCCUCCGCAUGAACGACGGCUUCUCCGGGUACCUGAUGGAUACAACUCAAGAGAGCUACCUGGAUCUGUUCCCUUUGGAUGCAAUUGUUUACCUCACUCCUGACUCUGAGAACGUCCUUGAAGAUAUUGAUCCCAAAAAAGUGUACGUCCUCGGAGGCCUGGUGGAUGAAAGUAUACAUAAGAACCUGACCCUGCAAAGGGCACGAGAGCAGUCCUUGCAAACAGCCCGCCUCCCAAUUCGUGAGUAUAUGGUAAAAUCCAUGAACACAAAGAACUACUACUCGGAGACGCUGGCAAUUAAUCAAGUCUUUGAUGUCUUAUCGACUUACUACAAAACCCAAAGUUGGCCGGAUGCUUUGAAAGCUGGAGUUUCUUCUGGUAAAGGCUACGUGCUUCCAGAUGGAGAGGAAUCAGUGAAAACACCUCAGCGUGACAAUACACAAGAAAACUCUUUAUUUCCUGAAAGUCUUGUGCAAGCAAGAGCAGCAAACUGCAGAUUUCAAGCAGAGGCACCAGUGUGAAUGUGUGCAGAGAAAACAGCUCUGCCUAAAUCUAUUUACAGACCUUGGCAAGAGUGAUGGAUUCUGCCUCAGCAGUACAGUGGCUGGAAAUGACUUUUCACCCUGAACAGAAGCCAGCUGAGCCCUGAGAUAACAAAGAGUUGGUAGGAUUUUUUAUUUUUUUUUUAACAGGAUUACAUAGGAAAAAUUGUAGAGCACACCAGUCAAUAGCAGUCCUUCUCAUGGAAAAGGACAGUGCUGUUCUAACUGAGCACAGGAUAGGAAGCAAUCCAAAAUUAACAUAGGAAACAGUGCCCAGAUGCACCACAUUGUAUUUUCUUCAUACUGAAGACUCGGUGUCUUCACGUGAAGCCUGUAGUGAAUCCUGUGCAUGCUGGUCACAGUAUACCUAAAGUAAAGUAUUUAAAUUCU